CGAGUGAGAGCUAGUUUAGCCUGUAUUGGCGAGUGUGAGAAUGAGAGAAAUGGAUUUGUUAGCAAGUUCCUUGCUAGGUCUGCUAUUGACUUGGUUUCUGUUUCAAGCUUUCCUCUCCAUUAAAAAUGGAAAUAAAUCAAGCCAACGCAAGCUCCCGCCUGGUCCACGCCGGAUUCCAAUCUUCGGCAACCUCUUCGAUCUUGGGGAUAAACCCCACAGGUCUUUGGCUAAGUUUGCUCAGAUUCAUGGCCCCGUUAUGAGUCUCAAACUCGGCAGCUUAAUCACCGUCGUCGUCUCCUCGGAAACAACGGCCAAAGAGAUCCUUCAAAAACAGGACCUUAUAUUCUGCAACCGAACCAUUGUGGAUGCAAUUCGAGCCAGCCAACACCAUGAAUUUGGGAUGCCAUGGAUACCUGUGUCGCCGCUUUGGAGAACUCUUCGCAAAGUUGGUAAUACCCAUAUUUUCUCUAGUCUGAAACUCGAUGCCAAUAAAUACCUGCGUCGGCACAAGAUUCAACAACUGAUUGCUAAAGUUGGCGAAAGUUGCCUUAAAUGUGAAGCCAUUAACAUAGGCCAAGCUGCUUUUGAUACUACCAUUAAUUUGUUGUCCAACACUAUGUUUUCAGUGGAUUUGGUUGACCCAAAUUCAGCUAGAGCGCAAGUAUUCAGGAAAACAGUUUACAGUAUCAUGGUAGAGGCAGGGAAGCCUAAUUUGGCUGAUUAUUUCCCUUUGCUUAGAAAGAUGGAUCCACAAGGUGUACGGCGCCGGAUGACUGUUCAUUCCGACAAGUUGCUUAAACUUUUCGGCAAUAUGAUGGAUGAAAGACAGCAAUCAAGAAAAUCCCCAGAUUAUACCGCAUCAAAUGAUGUUUUGGAUACUCUUCUCGACAUCAUUGAAGGCGAUAUCGAAGAACUUAAUAAAGAUCAUAUCAAACACUUAUUUCUGGUUCUAUUUGUCGCCGGAACUGAUACGACAUCAAAUACAUUAGAGUGGGCAAUGGCAGAAGUACUUCGAAAUCCACAUGUUUUACUUAAAGUCAAGAAAGAAUUAGAUCAAGUAAUCGGUAAAGGGAAACCAAUUGAGGAAUCAGACAUAAAUAGUUUACCAUAUUUGCAAGCAAUUAUCAAAGAAACCUUUCGAAUGCAUCCUGCAGUCCCGCUAUUACUUCCGCGUAGAGCUGGCUCCGACACCGACCUUUGUGGUUUCCACGUUCCAGAGGGUUCACAAGUGUUGGUUAAUGCAUGGGCCAUCGGUAGAGAUUCAAGUAUUUGGGAAAAUCCAAACAGUUUUAUGCCAGAGAGAUUCUUGGGGUCCGAAAUUGAUGUCAAAGGUAGGGAUUUUGGGUUGAUUCCGUUCGGAGCUGGACGCCGAAUAUGCCCAGGAUUACCUUUGGCGAAUCGAAUGUUGUAUCUGAUGUUAGGAUCUCUUAUUAACUCUUUUGAUUGGAAACUUGAAGGUGGGAUCUCACCACAAGAGAUGAACAUGGAAGAGAAGUUUGGACUCACCGUUCAAAUGGCUGAACCUUUGCAAGCAAUCCCUGUUGUUAUCUGAAAAGCCUGUUUAAAUUCCAAAGUGAAAAUGUUCGUAGCUUGUUAUUGGCUUUAUCUUUUCUUAGGACAAUGUAUCCUUGUUCUUAUCUGAAAAACCUGUUUAAAAUCCAAGUGAAAAUGUUCGUAGCUUGUUUUUGGCUUUAUUCAGACAAAUGAUCACAAGCUUGUCUAUUUCUAUCA
This is a messenger RNA of Gossypium raimondii (Peruvian cotton), 1731 nucleotides long. RefSeq names its product geraniol 8-hydroxylase. Gene Ontology annotation, molecular function: iron ion binding; oxidoreductase activity, acting on paired donors, with incorporation or reduction of molecular oxygen; heme binding. The record is from RefSeq and is a predicted model, not a curated record. The transcript has 2 exons. Lineage: Eukaryota; Viridiplantae; Streptophyta; Magnoliopsida; Malvales; Malvaceae. Bases 41 to 1552 code for a protein of 503 amino acids.